ACAUGUGUCAACUGCCGAGUUCUCCCUCGGCCUGGACUUUCAAGUGCCACACUCUCAUUUGUUUUGCAGAAUAUCAAACAGAAAACAUUGGUAUCUCAAAGGCGGACAAACGCUAACACUCCAAAGUUUGGACGGAAAAUGAAUGUUAACAAACCCAAUUCAGAGCAGCACUAGAAUUCAAAUCUGAGGUUUGGGGAUAUCGAAGCGCAUUGCAGAGGCAAACCCAUCUCUGGAAUUUUGGGGGUGUAUCAUUUGAUUGAUAGAUUUUUUUUUGUUUUCUUUCUUUCGUUCUUUCUAUUUUGUGUCGUUUUUUUAUUCGUUGGGUGUUUGAUGUGAAUGUACUUGGGUUCUUGUGGAUUUGAAGUGCUGCGUUUAUAGUUCGAGAUUAUGAUUCAACUGGGGAAUCAGUUUUGUUUGGAAUUUGUUUGAUUGGAGUUUUAGUGAGAGACUGGAUUUGCAUAGAAAUAGAAUGCGGUUUCGAGGUGGGUUUUUUGGUUAAUGUUUUUGCUAGGAGUUUGGAAUGAAUUUCUGUUGGUAUUUGUUUGAUUGGAUUUGUAGAUGGAGACCGGAUUUUGGUGGAAAUGAAAUGUGGUUUGCAGGUGGAGUGUUGUCGCUAAUGUGAAUUAAAAUUGAGUUUGCUUGCUUAUUUUUGUGAAGAGAUUAGCUUGCAUUGUGGGGUUUUGGAUAAUCAGGAGCAACAUUGGGAUUUGAGACUAUAUAUGCGUCAGUUGAGUGAAAUUUGAGAACCGGCUUCGGUCUUGGAAUUAAUUUGCUCGCUAGUUUUCUUUUUAGGCCCUAAUUUUUGGAUAACACAGGUUUUUUAUUUUUCUUUCCUGUUUGGGUAUUCAUUUUGAUAUCACAGCUUUUAGAUUUCAGUGAAGAAGGUUUUGCCUGGUGAGAUUGAUUUGCAUUGCAUUGAUAUACAAUUGUGGUUUCUUUUAUGUGCAUGACAAGGAGCUUGUAGACACAAACAGAAAAGGGGGAACCAAAGUGAAAUUGUUGGUAUUCAAAUCAUUAAAGUAUGAAAGAAGCAGUUUAUGAUUUUUAAGACUGAUGUGGACUUGGUUUUCACAUUAUAGUUUUUGAAACUGGUUUUGUAAGAAAAAGAGAUGAAAAGUAUAGUCGUGGGUUUGGAAGUACAAUGACUGGAGGGUCAUUGGGUCUACGAGGAAGCUAUGGUUCGUCACAGUCUUCAGCAAAAUUUCCAUCCAUUGCGCGGAAAUCUUCUUCAAAAAUGCUGGUACCGAGUCUGAGGGAGAAAGAGCGGGUUCUCCCUGUUAUUUGCCGGUACUUGGGUCGAAGAAGGGUUGCAAUGAUUCUCUUGGUUGCACUUGCUCUCCUAGUUUUCAUUUGGGGUUCCCUUACCGUUAGCAAAGAUGCAACAGAAACCACAGGUUCAAAUGUUAAAGGAUCAAGUGACCAUUUACCUGAUGUUCACACUGUGCGAAAAUUUAAAACAAGGAGUGCUUCUCCUCUACAUCGACCUAGUGCUGCAGGUAGUAGGUCAAGUGAUCUGCCAGUUGAUAUUGACACUAAGAAAAGAAAUGGUAGAAGUAAAGCUCCUCUCCAUCAACAUAGUGAGGCAGCUAGUGGUUCAUCACAACAUCCAUGCCACAAAUUUGCACUCCCUCCGCCCCCUCCACCUGGUGGAAGACAGCGUGGGCCACGUCCCUGUUCAGUUUGUUACCUUCCCGUGGAGCAAGCCAGAGCUAGAAUGCCAAUUUCUCCAUCAGUAUCGCCAGUGCUUCGCAAUCUGACAUAUGUUGUUGAUGAAAACCCACUCAAAACUGAACCUCAUGGAGGUUCUGAUUUUGGUGGAUAUCCUUCUUUAAAGCAGAGGAAUGAUUCUUUUGAUAUACGAGAGUCGAUGACAGUGCAUUGUGGAUUUGUCAAAGGAAGUAAACCGGGUCACCAGACUGGAUUUGAUAUUGAUGAAGCUGACCUUAUGGAGUUGGAGCAGUUUCAUGAUGUCAUUGUCGCAUCAGCUAUAUUUGGGAAAUAUGACAUAAUCCAACAGCCCAAGAACAUUAGUGAAGCAUCAAGGAAAAAUGUUCCUUUCUACAUGUUUGUUGAUGAAGAGACAGAAGCAUAUAUGAAGAACUCUAGUGUCAUGGAUAGCAAUAUGAAGGUCGGAUUAUGGAGGAUUAUUGUUGUCCAUAACAUUCCUUAUAGUGAUUCAAGACGUAAUGGAAAGGUUCCAAAGCUUCUGUUGCAUAGGAUCUUGCCCAAUGUUCGAUAUUCAAUAUGGAUUGAUGGAAAACUCCAACUUGUUGUGGAUCCCUAUCAAGUUCUUGAGAGGUUCUUGUGGAGCCAAAAUGCUAAUUUUGCAAUCUCAAGACAUUACAGGCGCUUUGAUGUGUUUGAAGAGGCUGAAGCUAACAAAGCUGCUGGAAAGUAUGACAAUACCUCCAUUGAUUACCAGAUUGAAUUUUAUAUAAGGGAGGGCUUAACACCAUAUACUAAUGCUAAGUUUCCAAUAACUAGUGAUGUUCCAGAAGGUUGUGUCAUUAUAAGAGAACAUGUUCCCAUUACAAAUCUGUUUACCUGCCUAUGGUUCAAUGAAGUUGAUCGGUUUACUUCCAGGGAUCAGUUAAGCUUUUCCACAGUAAGGGACAAAAUUAUGGAAAAAGUUAAAUGGAGCAGCAAUAUGUUUUUGGACUGUGAAAGGCGUAAUUUUGUGAUUCAGGCUUAUCACAGAGACUUAUUAGAGCACAAGCCCCCCCCUGUUGCCUCUGUUAUUAGACGUCCGCCUCCCCUGAAUCGUGAUGGUGCAACUGGAAGGACUCCGGUGAAGAAUUCUUCUAGGCAUGGGAAGGAUAAGAGAUCAAAUCCACGGCAUCACCGCAAGUCUGUUGCUGGUAAUAGGGACAAGCAUGUCAUUUCACAGGCAAGAAAAAUUAAACCUUUUCUCCUUGUUUCUGAAUUUGCAAGUUGAGGAAGUAGGAUUUGGUUGCAAGUGUUAAGAAUGAUCAAAGGGUCAAGAGUGGCGCAAAAUUUUGUUUCCAAAUUGUUGAUAUCUGUUGAUUCUUUUAUUAUUGUAAAUACAUUCAACCAAAUAAUUCUCAUACAAGCUGCAAUGAUUCCAUGCCA
Messenger RNA from Hevea brasiliensis (rubber tree), 3090 nucleotides. Its product is annotated as probable hexosyltransferase MUCI70. NCBI's taxonomy places the organism in Eukaryota, Viridiplantae, Streptophyta, Magnoliopsida, Malpighiales, Euphorbiaceae. The transcript is spliced from 9 exons. Bases 1142 to 2935 code for a protein of 597 amino acids. The record is from RefSeq and is a predicted model, not a curated record.